CCCUGGAACUGGGAAGGGGUAUCCUGAAAAUAAUAAUUUUUGAAAUAGUAUUGAAAUGUAGUUGUUUAUUAGUAUACAUAAUUUAAUUAUUUUAUCACUUAUUGCUUAUUUAGUGUAUGCAAGGUUUCGGCGGCCUUGAAAAAGCCUUAAAAAGUACUUGAAUUUAAUUUUGAUUUUCAAGGGCCCCCACAGAGCACUUGAAAAUAAUGCUAAGUCCUUGAAAUAUUAGAAAUGGCCUUGAAAAUUAUCAGAAACUCACAAAAAUCGCCCUAUUUCCAGCAUUUCUGUGUUAAACUUCUCACACAUACGCGUAAGGACAAAAGAAUGACUCUCCCGCCUUUCAGACGAUGAUGACGUAAUGCUUUCCGUUCUUAUCAGUUGUUGACGUCCCGAUUUCCCUCUUGCCAACGCGAUCGUUAAUAAAGACUGGUUUGACUGGUAACUCAAGGAGGAUAAGUUAUAUAUCGAUAUAUUUUUACUGUGUUAAUUGAUAUCGCUGUGUUAACACGUUGGUUUGUUCGUAUUUUUCCUCGGUAGUACAUUCAGGCUAUUGUUUAUUAGUUAAAAUAAAGUAAUGGGUAAAUGUGUUUUUAACAUUUUAUGGUUAAAUAAGCCAGAAUAUAGUGACUGGCUGAAGCAAGGCGAUGGAAAGUAUGAAGCAUCUUGCCGAUUAUGCUCAAAGGAAUUUGAUAUCUCAAAAAUGGGAGAAUCAGCCCUGCGAUCCCACAAUGAAGGUAAAAAGCACAAAGAUCUUUUGAAGAAUUUCAAGGCAUCAAGCCUUAAAAAUUUUGUUGAGCACAAGCAGGUACUGAAUAUUGAGCAACCAGUGCCCAGUUCCUCUACAAGUAGCAUAUCUCAAGAAGCAGUGCCUUCUUCUAGUGCUGUUUUUGAAUUUUGGCUCUACUGAUAGUACACAUGCUGAGAUAAGAUGGGUGCUAAAGUGCGUUGAAAAUAAUUAUUCUUUUAAUUCGUGUCAAACAAUUGCCAAUAUAUUUAAAGACAUGUUUAGCGACAGUGUGAUAGCCAGAUCUUUUUCUUGUGGGGCCAAUAAAGCUGCGUAUUAUUUGUGUUUUGGCUUAGCACCAUAUUUUAAGUCACAAGUUUUUGAGAGCUGUAAACUCUCAGGUGACUAUUGUGUAAUGUUCGAUGAGAGCUUAAAUAAGUCUCUGCAAUCCAAGCAGUUGGUUGUUUUGGUCAGAUUUUGGGAUGAUGAAAAUUUUGUCACUAAGUACGUUGAUUCAAGUUUCUUAGGCUAUUCUACAGCUAAUGUCACGGUGUCUCAUCUUCUCACCACCAUCAGCAAAUUGGAUUUUUCCAAUUUAAUGGGGGUUUCUAUGGAUGGGCCUUAUGUAAAUUGGAAGAUCUUUGAUUUACUUCAAACGAUCUUAAAAAAUCAAUUCGGAUGCCAAAUACCAAAUGUAGGUAGUUGUAGUCUUCAUGUUGUGAAUAACGUCUUUGAAAGAGGAUUUGUUGAGACGCAAUGGCAUUUGGACGAUUUUUUGAGAAGCCUUCAUUGGCUAUUUAAAGAUGCUCCAGCAAGGAAAGAAGACUUUUUAGAAGCCUCACAAAGUAAAUUGAUGCCUCUUAAAUUUUGUGGCCAUAGAUGGCUAGAGAAUGGCCCAGCUGCACAAAGAGCUUUAGACAUUUUGGAUGAUUUAAAACUAUGCAUUUCUUCUGUUGAAAAGGGGAAGUUUAACAAACCCAGCAGCAAAUCUUAUUUGCUUGUAAUUGCUUCAUGCAAGGACAUACUUCUUCCUGUAAAACUUCAUUUUUUUCUGUCGGUUAUUAGAAUUCUUCAGCCCUUUUUAACAUUAUAUCAGAAGGAUUGGCCGAUGCUAUUGGAUACUUUCAAAGUCUUAAAGAAUGAAUCUGUCAGUGAAAUGAAAGAGUACUGCGACUUUGCUAAUUUUGAUUUUAAUAAUCAUAAAGGUAGCAUCAGCAAAGUUUCAAUUGGAUUUGUUGCAGGAAAUAUACUGAAGAAACUGCUCGCACAGAAGCAGAUAACUGAUAAAGCUGGGCUGGACCUUCAGCAUGACUGCCAAAAGUGCAUUAUUGCCAUUGUGAAAAAAAUAGCAGAAAAGUCACCCCUAUCUAAUCAGUUAGUUCGAUGCCUUGCAUCCCUAGACCCCAGGAGGAUGUAUCACAGCAGUGAUAAAUCAUAUUUGAGAAAAUGGCUAUCGUUCUGAAAGAAUUGACUAGGUGUAGAAAAGUCAAUAAUGCAGAAUGUGAUUCUAUUCUUUUUGAAUUUUUGAAUUUUUUAAAUUCUGUCAAACAACUCAACGACUGGAUGAGUUUCUGAAGAAACACAUGUGUGUCCAUGAGUAUUCCAAAGUGUUAUGAAGAAACUUUUACUUCUACUGUAGAGAGAGGAUUUUCAACCAACCGGCAGGUUGAAGUUGAUAAUUUGAAAGAAGAGACAUACUUAGCUAAGAGGCUUGUGAAAGAUGCAUUAUUAUCCUGUAGGGGGGGGCAAAGGGGAUUGAUAUCACUAAGGAUAUGAAGAUUGAUGUUAGAGGUGCUAGACAGAAAUACCGUCAUCACCUUGACCUUAAAGCAAAAGAGAAAGAGAGAGCUUGAAAGGAAAAAAAGACCCAACAACGAUCAAGAGCUCCAAAAACUGCAGUCAAAAAAAAUUUGUCUGGACAAGACUGUGACUGAACUCAGUAAAUCAGCUGACAGCUUGCUAGAAAAAGCUGAGACAACUGAAAACAUAUUGUUGGUAAAAAAAGGCGAAUAGCUUCCGAAGGACAGUAAAAGAAAAGCAAUCCGAAAUUGAAACCAUCGAUGAAAGAAUCAGUGGAAACCAAGAGGAAAUUUUUUUUAAAAAAGUUUUCAUAAAUAAUUAGUAUAUUGUCAUAUCUUCAAUAAUUUAAGUGUAAUUUUAAAAUAUUUUCAUAAACA
Molecule: messenger RNA, 2901 nt
Organism: Parasteatoda tepidariorum (common house spider)
Lineage: Eukaryota; Metazoa; Arthropoda; Arachnida; Araneae; Theridiidae
Source: RefSeq, a predicted model, not a curated record